AUGUCCCCUUUCUACGUCGAUGUAGAUCCUGAUUUUAACUUCGCUUCUACUUAUCCUUUGUCCUACGACUCGACAUUUGAGAACUGUUAUUACUCUGGUACUGGAAACCUUCACAAUACAUUAAAUCUUUAUCAGUCUGUUACUUUCUUCGUCUUUGCUGAUCUCUUUAUCCGCUUUGCAGGAAUGUACUGCUUGAAAUUCUAA
Molecule: messenger RNA, 204 nt
Organism: Penicillium salamii
Lineage: Eukaryota; Fungi; Ascomycota; Eurotiomycetes; Eurotiales; Aspergillaceae
Source: the annotation of a GenBank genome assembly